GAAUUCCAGAUACAGCAGCUAUGGGCUGCAGUCCUCGAUAUACCGGCAGAAUCCAUUGGGAGAGACGACAACUUCCUACAGAUCGGUGGAGACUCCAUCAGCGCGAUACGUCUGGUAUCACUGGCCCGCAGUAGCUAUGGUAUCGCUUUGACGAUGGCAUCCAUCUUCGGAGAUGGUCGGUUGUGGCGCUUGGCCGCCACAGUGGGCUCGGCUGCUGCCGUUGGUGCACCACCGUCGCCGUUCAGCCUGCUGCCAAAGGGCCGCGCCGAUGAGAUCCUGGACCAGGCCUCGAAGCAUUGUGGCCUGUCCGAGAAACAGGCUAUCGAGGAUGCCUACCCAUGCACGCCGCUCCAGGAAGGUCUUAUGGCGCUCGCCGUCACGCAGCCGGGCUCGUACUUGACUACUUGGGUGUACAAACUGUCCCGGCAUGUUGAUGUCACGCGAUUUAAAGAUGCCUGGGAACGAACUGUAGCUCUCUGCGAUGGCCUACGGAAGCGCAUCGUUCUGGCGGAUGGUGGGUACUUCCAGAUCGUCGUCAAAGACGACGUAGCGUGGGAGGUCUGGGAGUCACUGGGUGGCGGGGGAAUUGACUCCGCAGUGGAUCUCGCUGUCGAGAAAACCCAUGAGACGGAUAUAUCGACGGGAUUGCGACUUUGGCGAUAUACACUGACAGCGGGUGCCGAUGGGCAAAAUUACUUCGUCUUGAUCGGACAUCAUGCCGUCUUUGACGGGUGGAGUUUUCGCCUUAUCAUGCAACAGCUGCGACGCUUAUAC
This is a messenger RNA of Macroventuria anomochaeta, 774 nucleotides long. Its product is annotated as CoA-dependent acyltransferase. The annotation marks the transcript as partial. Gene Ontology annotation, biological process: secondary metabolite biosynthetic process; amino acid activation for nonribosomal peptide biosynthetic process. The transcript has a single exon. Lineage: Eukaryota; Fungi; Ascomycota; Dothideomycetes; Pleosporales; Didymellaceae. Gene Ontology annotation, molecular function: phosphopantetheine binding; catalytic activity. Gene Ontology annotation, cellular component: cytoplasm. The record is from RefSeq and is a predicted model, not a curated record.